UCCUUUAAAAGCAGAAAAAACUAGGUCAAAUGCCUGGGCUUUUUUUUCAAUUAAUUUAUCUACUGAGGAGUGGCAGAUGGGCUUCAAUACUCAAGUUUCUCUCUCUCCUUGCUCUGAGGAUAAAUGUGUAAGUGAACAAAGAUCUCAAAAAGUGAGGAAACCUGAACAGACUCACACAAACAGUUCAGCAGAGCUAAACUGCUAUCAGUCAAAUGAGGGAUUGGUAAAGGAAAACUAUCAUGAAACAGAAACUGAGGAAGUUGGCAAUGUCAUAAGCAAUGGUGUGUCCGCAUCUCCAACUGGUGAAGUGCACUUUGAUUCCCUAGUGGAAGCCAGGGCUGCCUUCAUGCAGGGUUCGAGUGAAGCAGAUAUGCCGAUAAAUGAUGCUACACCAAUUACACUGAAGAGGAAGAGACACAGGAGAAUUGUCAACUUAGCACCAAAGUUUAACCUACCAAGACAGAUCUUUGCUCAUACAGAGGAAGGGAAGGACAUCCUGAUAAGAGAAGAUAUUCCCCAAAAUAAUGUUUUAGAAGUGAGGCAAAAAUACUUUCUAAGCAAGAACUGUGAAGAAGCACAUGAACAGGACCAUACAUUGCAGGAAUAUUCCUCACCCACUCCGGAUGCAGGUGCUCUGUUACAUAAUAUUUCUUACAUUCAUUCAGGACAAUGUUCUCCUAUAUCAAAAUAUGCCUGCAGAGUUUGGGUAGAUUCCAAAACAAAGGAGGUGCAAGCUACAACUCUUCAGCAACAACAGAUAGUUAAUAAAAAAGAAGAUGAGGUUGAACAUGUUUCUUCAGUGGUUACAAACGGCCAGCCAGAUAAUUUAUCUUCUGUUAAAGUUGUUUCUGAAUAUCUAGAAGAUUCUACUCCAUUGGCAAGCUGCAGUGAAAAUGCAAAUGGAGCAGAUGACUCUGAGCCACCAAAGACAUCACAACUUGAAGAUUAUCAAGAUGCAGAUGUGAAAUGCAGUUUUCUGGGACUUCCCUUAUCAUUAGGAUUUGCUUUUCAACUUGUGCAGCUCUUUGGUUCUCCAGGUCUUCCACUGGAAUCCUUGUUGCCAGAUGAUUAUAUAGUUCCCCUUGACUGGAAAGUUUCAAAGAUGAUCUAUUUACUGUGGAAGACCUCUGUGGAGGAAAAACAGAAAACAAACGGAUUGCAGAAGGAAGAUGGCUUGACUAAUGAUAUUAUUAAUCUUGAAGAUAUAAAUAAAAAUCACCAAGAGAAUCAAGACUCAUCUGAAACACUAUUAGACAUGGAGCUAUGUCAAGAUGUGAUAGAGAAGAACAUCAUAACCUGCACUGGCUGUCUGGAUGCUGCAUUUCAUCAGUCAUGAGUGACUGUCUUAAAUUCUGCAUGAAAAAACAGAAACUUCUCGCUUUAAUUCCACUAUGGAAGGACUUCAGUUGGCCAUCAAGGAUUUUAAAUGUGAGGGAUAACCUGGAAGAAAGAAACCACUGUAGAUUUUUUGGUGUACAUCUUUGGCCACCUCCCCCCAACACUGCCCCCUGAUAUCAACCUCUCUGACCACGUAAUAAUGAUCAAAAUUGAGAUAAUUUUGUGUAUGGCAAAAGGUCAUUUUCUGAAGCCAUUUGGGAUUUACACUUUGUCAGUACAUCCUCAAGUGUGGUGUAAAGAGAUUGAGAGUGGAGACUAGAGGCAUUUGUCACUUAUGGGGUGUGAGCUUCAGGCUGUAGUAUUUCAUUAACUUGUAUCAGGAUCCUGGAUAUCGCCACAGAAGCAGGCAGUGAUGCUCACCUGCAGGGAAUGGUAUUUGUUAUGCAUCUUAGCUGCCUCCUUCUGCCUUCACCCUCAGUCAUAAUUGCACCCAGUCCCUUUACAACCUCAGAUGGUAAAAAUCUUCAUCUGUCUUUCCUAUUCACUCAUCCAGAGGUGCACAACUUCCCUUCUUUUCACCUGAAACCAGGCUUUAGGCUUCUCCUCAGCUAGACUCAUUGGGGAAUUUGGGACUACAGAAAAAAGAACAUUUCACUACAGAACUGAUUCAAACAUGCUGGAGGAAGGGUGUGUGUGGUUUGUGGUAGACUGAGAAGAUGUAUAACUAGCACUGGUAAGCAGUGAUUUGAUGUUUCUGUUAGUGGUGUUGGAAAUAUUUAUGUAUUUAGAGAUAAACAAAUCAUAAUUAAUUAUAAAGAGCAACCUCUGUCAAUUAUGAGGCAUGCAUAAGGUUGGACACUUCCUUGUAGGGAGAGGGAGUGACAGCUGUCACCUCAUUUAACAAUAAAAGUGUGUGAAAAGAUUAAGGAAAAGCAGGAAACUUGGUUGCGUCUACUUGUCAGAGGUAGUAUUUCCCACUUGAGCAGCUUGCAGAUCCUGAAUAUUUCUCCAUUCAUUCUUUCAUAUCCUGUUCCUCACCUUUCCCUGCAUGUGCUUAUACAUCAGCUGAAGAUCCAGAACUUGACUGAACUUGUGCUGAAGCUCCACCAUGGUCAAAUUUGCCAAUGUGUCUCCACUUUCUAAAUACUGCAUCUGUAUGAAAACAGUUAACAAUGUAUGUAUUUCUAAAUUAAUGUUGUACCACUGGAGAAAUUGUCUGGCUGCACUGUUUGAAUGCAUCUCCCAUGUACAUGUGUGUGUCUUCCUUGGCUGGAAAUGUCCUGUUCUACCAGCAGACCAUUAUACAAACUGUAAAGGGGAGGACGAAGGGAGCUCAUACCCGCCAUAACCACAGCUUCAGCCUUCUGUGUUGUACUAGUGGCACCAGACAAGUUAGUUUGAUUUCAGAAAAAUGUCACUCAAGGAUUAAUACUGUCUUCGUACUUCUAUUUAUUGAGCGAGAAAUCUGAAUGCCUCUAUUUUCUGUUACUGAAUCCUGGCCUUCCUCAAGAAUGCUUGAAAUAAAAAUAGUUUUCAAAAUCUCA
Vidua macroura (Pin-tailed whydah) is the source of this 2882-nucleotide messenger RNA. RefSeq lists its product as uncharacterized. Gene Ontology annotation, cellular component: nucleus. Bases 77 to 1336 code for a protein of 419 amino acids. NCBI's taxonomy places the organism in Eukaryota, Metazoa, Chordata, Aves, Passeriformes, Viduidae. Gene Ontology annotation, biological process: negative regulation of transcription by RNA polymerase II. Gene Ontology annotation, molecular function: transcription corepressor activity. The transcript is spliced from 5 exons. The record is from RefSeq and is a predicted model, not a curated record.